GAGUGUAAGUGAGGGUUUGGAUGCUGCGCGAGGCCGUCAGUAUCUGCAUCUCUCGCAUCAGCGCCACACACACAUACACACUCACACAUACACACACACAUACAGCAUCUCCAUCUCGACGCUCCACCUGCCCUCAUCAGCAACCCGAAUUUAAACUGUCUUUGAGCCCAUAAAAAGCGUGAAAGUUGACCGCUUUCGGCUGGUGAAAAGUGCAAUAAUCCUUUAAAGAUGGUUAAACUGGGGAGUAAUCUACAAGACAAAGGAGCGAAAGCUGUUAGUGUUGAGGAUGGCUUUCAAAACGUCCCCCUCAUCACGCCCUUGGAUGUUACUAAUCUUCAGUACCAAGCUCCUGACAAGGUGGUGGUGAAGACACGAACUGAGUAUCAGACGGAACAGAAGAACAAGGCCAAGCUGAAGGUUCCGAAGGUGGAGGAGUUCACCAUCAGUGUGACUGAUGGUGUUUCUGAAAGGCUGAAGGUGACCAUCCUUAUCGUACUGGCCUUGGCUUUUCUGGCCUGCAUAGUGUUCCUGGUGGUGUAUAAAGCCUUCACCUAUGACCACACCUGCCCUGAUGGCUUUGUGUAUAAGCACAAGCGGUGCAUCCCUGCCUCACUGGAGGCCUACUACACCGCCCAGGACGCCAACAGCCGCGGCCGCUUCUACACCGUCAUCAGCCACUACAGCAUGGCCAAGCAGACCACCUCCCGCUCAGUUUCUCCAUGGCUCCCUGCUGGAAGUGCCCAACAUGAUGUCAAGCCUCCCAACACAGACAGCCAAUGAGAUUCCCCACACUGCUUUUUAAAGGGUUUUCAUCACGUCCACCUACAUCACCCAAUUCCCUAAUUCCCUAAUAUUUCUACAGGCCCAUUUGUUUUUUAUGUCCAUUGUUUAUUUAUUUAUUUUUAGCUGCAUAGUUUUAAUCAUAUGCUUGUUUUUUUAUUAUUAUUUAUUAAUAUUUAUUUUUGUUGUAUUUUUUAUUUUUUUGUAUUUAACAUUCAGCUAUUGUUUGUACAAAGGCAUGACUCUGCAAUCUUGUCAAGCGGUUUCCCCACAAUGUCUGUGAGUGUCAAUGACCCAUUAUGGAAGCAGAAUACCCAUAAGCCCCUUAUGUAGUGUAGAUAACAACUUCUUGAAAGGCAUGAUAAAAUGGGGAGUUUUGUGCUUUUAUUUCUGAAACGGCAGAAAAUAUACAUACAUGCUCUCACAUUAGAAUAUGAAAACAGAAACCCUAUUUGUUAGACUCAUUUUAUGUACGACCCAUUAAUGAAACAUUGAUAGGCCAAAAAUAAAAUGGCAAAAAAACAAAACAAAACAAAACAAAACAAAAAAACAUAUUGUAAAUGUACAGAAUGGUUCCUACUUUGAACCUCAGUGUAAAUAACUCAUGAGAGCAAUUACCCAUGGUGUGUAUCUCCAUCAGACACAUUGUAAUAUUCUCACUGUUUCUCAAUGGAUGGAGGUGUUCAGAGCUUUGCGACUUGCUUUAGCUGGUGUCUAUGCUUGCAUUUAACCUGGGGCGCAACCUUGGACUCUGAGAUGAUUUGGUGAAAUGUCUCAUCUGAAUUCCUGCCAAAGCUUGAUUUUCUGCUAUGUUUGGUCACAGGUCUGCUUUUUAUCCAUUUUUAUAUUCGUUGUCAGAAAAAAAAAAAUGGAUUUUUGAAAUCUUGUGCUGUUGUUAGUUGAGAUGUAGCAAAGCCUUGAGUAUUUUUGAUUGUGUAUCCUUUAGGUUGAAAAUAAUAAAGAUAUACAAGGUGUUCAA
Messenger RNA from Ctenopharyngodon idella (grass carp), 1759 nucleotides. RefSeq names its product neuronal vesicle trafficking associated 2 (gene nsg2). Lineage: Eukaryota; Metazoa; Chordata; Actinopteri; Cypriniformes; Xenocyprididae. The transcript has 5 exons. The coding region runs from base 229 to 780 and encodes 183 amino acids. The record is from RefSeq and is a predicted model, not a curated record. Gene Ontology annotation, biological process: G protein-coupled dopamine receptor signaling pathway; endosomal transport; clathrin coat assembly. Gene Ontology annotation, molecular function: clathrin light chain binding. Gene Ontology annotation, cellular component: endosome; membrane.